Molecule: messenger RNA, 2446 nt
Organism: Cylindrotheca closterium
Lineage: Eukaryota; Bacillariophyta; Bacillariophyceae; Bacillariales; Bacillariaceae
Source: the annotation of a GenBank genome assembly
AAGAGAGGUGACUAGACCUCAAAUUACGGUGCUCCCAAUCACUGAUCAAGUGAUCAAAUUGGUUGAAGCCCAUGCUGCUGAGGAAGGCGUUACAGAUUUACGAACCUAUUCCAGACGCAAUGGAGAAGUAAUUUUGGAUGCUGCUCUGCUCGCAGGAGUGGACCCAGAUGAACUGUGGGACGAAGACUAUGUACCUGCAGAUAUUGAGAUUCCACCGGUCAAUGACAUGAAUUUGCGCAAGAACGAUGCAAUCACAGACGAAGAACUCGAAGAACUAAUCGAGGAUGCAGCCGAAGAUAUAUUGGAAUCUAGAAGAGUUGAUGAUAAGAGACAACAUGAACAUGAUGAGGCAGAUAGAACUGUCGACCGCAUGCUGCAAAAAAUUAAAAGACAUCAAGAAGAAGACGAUGAAGACGAUAUGGAUUUCGUGCAGGAUCAGCAACCUGAAAACGAUAUUGAGAUGGAUAUCGAUGAUGAAGAGUUAAAAGAUAUGAUUGAUGAAGUAGCCCGUGAGUUGGAUAGAUUAAGCCAACCCAUUGAAGAAGAAAUAAUGUUCAGCGUUGAAGAUGAAGACGAUGACAAUGAGGGUGAAUAUGAUGCGGAAGAAAUAGAAGAACUGCAAAAAGCAGAAGACGAACCGCAAGUAUAUCCUGACGAGGAAGAUGAUGUUCGUGCAGGAGUGAGAUUUGAAGAAGUCCCCGUGUUGAGUACAACAGAUGAUUCAAAUAAAGACAAAAAAAGGAGAACACGAAGUGGACGAUCAUUUUAUUCAAAUGGAGUCAAGUAUCGACCCAUAGAUAGGAAUCGAACUGACAGACCAAGAUAUGGUCAAACGUACUUACAACGAAAGAAGCCCAAGAUUAAUUUGUUAAAGAACAGGAGUGCCAUGAGAAAGAAGGCACGGUUGAAGAGAUUGCGUAUCUCAUUGUACCAGGCUAUCGCGUCAAAGGGUGGAACUGAGAAGAAAGCGACUUACAAUGUGGAUGAGUCGUUUGUGAUUUCACGCGUCAUGCAACAGAUUCGUGACGAAGUGUACACAAGGGAUGGAGUGUCAUUUAUUCAGCAGUAUUAUCUUAACAAAGGAUUAAAAAAUUUCAAAGAACGAGGAAAAGAAGCUGCGCUCAAGGAACUUGAUCAACUGAUCAAACCAAGUUGUUGGACACCCAUCAGUAUUGGUGAAUUGACUGAGUUCGAGAAGAGGAAAGCAGUUGAUGCAAUGAUGUUGCUGGCAGAGAAAAACAGUGGUGAUAUCAAAGGUCGUUUUGUAUAUAAAGGAAAUGAGACAAGAGACUGGCUGUCUCGAGAGGACACAGCUAGCCCGACCGCAUCACAUGAAGGUAUCUGUUGCACAGGAGUGAUUGACGCGCACGGAGGUAGAUGCAUGAUGUCAAUGGACAUUCCGAACGCAUUCAUUCAGACCUUGAUGCCAGAUUUAGGUAUGGUUAAUGGCAAACAAUUGACAAUCAGGUUCCAUGUUGAUGACGUUUUGGCGAGUCACAUGGAACAACAAGUACUUGAAGAUUUUUUCACAUGGGUGAAUGAGAAAUAUGGUGGCUUAAAGGAGGUCACAUGCACUAGAGGUAAAGUUCAUACUUAUUUGGGUAUGACAUUGGAUUUUUCGAAGAAAGGAAAAAUGAAAAUUCGCAUGGAUGAUUAUGUGGAUCGCAUGCUGAGUGAGUUUCCAGUCAAGUUUAAGGACAAUGAGGUCCAGGAGACACCAGCCGGCAAUAAUCUACUGGAGAAAGGUAAAGGGGCACCGCUUGAGAAGGAGCGACAUGAAGCGUUCCAUUCGUUUGUUGCCAAAUCGUUAUUUUUGUCAAAACGUGCUCGUCUGGACAUCAGUCCAACAGUAUCGAUUUUAGCAUCCAGGGUGCAAUCUCCGAAUCUGAGUGAUUGGCACAAACUAGUUCGGUUGAUGAGAUACAUCCAUUCUACCAAAGGAUGGCAUCUGACAUUGAGCGCUGAUGAUUUGCGCGUGAUUAAAUGGUAUGUCAAUGCAUCAUUUGCUGUUCAUCCAGACUUCAAAAGUCAUACUGGAGCUGUGAUGACAAUGGGCACUGGAGCAGUGCAAGCAAUUACACAAAAGCAGAAAUUGAACUGUGACAGCAGUACACAUGCUGAACUAAUUGGAGUCCAUGAUGCGAUGUCAAAUAUUUUGUGGACACGCUUAUUUAUGGAAGAACAAGGUUACCCAAUCGAGAAGAAUAUACUAUACCAAGAUAACAAGAGUUCGAUCCUACUUGAAACGAAUGGGAGAUCGAGCGCCGGAAAAAGGAGCCGUGCGCUAAACAUCCGGUAUUUCUUUGUGACAGAUCAAGUCGAAUUGGGCAACAUUACUAUUGAACACAUGCCAACUGAUGAAAUGUGGGCAGAUUACAUGACGAAGCCUUUACAGGGGGAAAAGUUUCGCAAGUUCCGGGCUGUAAUUCAAGGUGACCAGGAUUAG